Pelodiscus sinensis (Chinese soft-shelled turtle) is the source of this 2196-nucleotide messenger RNA. The record is from RefSeq and is a predicted model, not a curated record. NCBI's taxonomy places the organism in Eukaryota, Metazoa, Chordata, Testudines, Trionychidae.
GCUGCUGCAAGAGGCUGCCGAGAAGCCCCGGGGCUGCGCUGCUAGAGCCUGAGCAUGAAGAUGGCAGCGGAGGAACCACAAGCCAAGAAGCUCAAGCUGGACCCCCCCCCGCUUAGUGAAAAUGUGCUUUUUGGAAUGGGAAAUCCCCUUCUUGAUAUCUGUGCAGUCGUGGACAAAGACUUUCUUGACAGGUAUGCUCUCAAGCCAAAUGACCAAAUCUUGGCCGAGGACAAACACAAAGAACUGUUUGAAGAACUUGUGAAAAGGUUCAAUGUAGAAUAUCAUGCUGGUGGCUCUACUCAAAAUUCUGUUAAAGUGGCCCAGUGGAUGAUCCAGAGCCCUUACAAAGUAGCAACUUUCUUUGGGUGCAUUGGAACAGAUAAAUUUGGUGCGAUCCUAAAGAAGAAAGCGGAGGAAGCUCAUGUGGAUGCUCAUUACUACGAACAGAGUGAUCAGCCAACAGGAACUUGCGCUGCCUGCAUCACUAGUGACAAUAGAUCUCUUAUAGCUAAUCUUGCUGCUGCCAAUUGUUACAGUAAGGAAAAACAUCUUGAUCUGGAGAAGAACUGGAAAUUGGUGGAAAAGGCCAAAGUGUAUUACAUAGCAGGAUUUUUUCUUACAGUUUCACCAGAAGCAAUAUUAAAAGUGGCCAUUCAUUCUUCUGAAGCUAACAAGAUCUUCACUUUGAAUCUUUCUGCACCAUUUAUUAGCCAAUUCUAUAAAGAGCCACUUAUGAAAGUCAUGCCGUAUGUUGACAUCCUUUUCGGAAAUGAGACGGAAGCUGCCACUUUUGCUAGAGAGCAAGGCUUUGAGACUGAAGAUAUUAAAGAGAUAGCCCAGAAGGCACAAGCCCUGCCAAAGGUGAACCCUAAAAGGCAACGAAUUGUAGUCUUCACUCAAGGGAAAGAUGACACUAUAAUGGCUACAGAUAAGGAAGUGACUGCUUUCCCUGUCUUAGAUAGUGACCAGAGUGAAAUCGUUGAUACCAAUGGAGCUGGUGAUGCAUUUGUUGGAGGCUUUCUCUCUCAGCUUGUCUAUGACCGAGUGCUGACAGAGUGCAUCCGAGGUGGACAUUAUGCAGCCAGUGUGAUCAUAAAGCGUUCUGGUUGUACCUUCCCAGAAAAGCCUGACUUCCACUGAUGCCAAUGAAUCAGCGGGAUCAAGAGAAACUCUUAUGUUUAUAGGAUUGUUGCCUAAAGUUUCGUAUUUCCCCUUCCUCACCCUCCCAAUUACCUGCAUCAAGGCUUCUGUACUUCUGUUCACUUUACAAAAUGUAUAUUGCUAAGGUAUUUUCCUAGUCACAUCACUCUAAUUUUAGUCUCACUAGUCUUAAUUUAGGGAUUACAAGUGGUAAGUGAAGUUUAUUCUCUCAUCAACCUGGACAAGUUGUAUUAUGUACACAGUUUAUAUGAGAAGUCUCAUGUAGCUAUCACAGCUGAUUCACUCUGUUAAAACAUUUCUAUAUAGAAACCUCGUUUGUGUUUCACCAUGGUCAAAUCCUGCUCUUCUUAUUCAUGUGUAAAAUCAGCAGGUCUGACCUUCUCACAAUGGUGUAAAUCAAUAAUCACUCCUCCUAAGCCAAGGGUUGUAUUCCAGUGUUAAAAGCAGUGUAAGUUUGAAGAGACUCAGCCCCAAGCGAUCUAGUAGUAUAACAGGCAAGAUCUGGCUUGGUGGGCUUAGUCAUGCUCCUAAUUAAGUUGAUGGUUUUGCCAGUAAUUCAAAGGCCUCAUCCAAAGUCCACUGAAGUUAAGAAUUUUUCCUUGAUGGCUGUGGGUUUGGGUUAGGCACGAUUUUCAAGCAGGAUUUGACCCUUAAUUUUUGUCAAUUCAUGUGCAUCUAUCAGACUGGCCAGUAAAAUACGCAGUCUCCGUGUUUUUUGAAGUAGAGACAUGAUCUCACAAUAGGCUCUAGCUGUACAUUUUAUAUCUGUCUCCUCAGUAUAAGCUUUUAAGGCUGUAUUUAAUGAAGAUAAAUACACAGUGAAAAUGAGGUACAGAAAUAUUUAUGCAGGAUGUCUUGUCAGGAUAUGCCAAAAGGAAUCUCUUAAACGCACACUUUUAAACUUGUAAUUUACUUUGGAUAAUUAAACAAUAUGCCGGAUUUUAUUUGUAUUACUGUAUUCAAAAGAGACUGUCUGACACUUGUAUUCAUUACUUUGCUAUAUAAUUUGAUACUGAUGAAUAAAAAAUUGUCAUA